Molecule: messenger RNA, 642 nt
Organism: Momordica charantia (bitter melon)
Lineage: Eukaryota; Viridiplantae; Streptophyta; Magnoliopsida; Cucurbitales; Cucurbitaceae
Gene: HIPP20
Product: Heavy metal transport/detoxification superfamily protein
Molecular function (GO): metal ion binding
Source: RefSeq, a predicted model, not a curated record
AAAUACACCCUCUCCCUUGCCCUAAAAUCUGCAUUUUUAACCCCAUUUCCCCAAAAUACCCCUCCCUCCUCAAAAAAUGGGAAUUUUUGACUCUGUCUCAGACUUAAUCUCUGAAUAUGUUGCCACCUCCAGACAGAGGAAGAAAAAACCAAUGCAGACAGUGGAGAUCAAGGUGAAAAUGGACUGUGACGGGUGCGAACGGCGAGUGAGAAACGCCGUUGCCAAAAUGAAAGGUGUGAAAACGGUGGAGGUGAACAGAAAACAGAGCAAGGUGACGGUAACGGGGUUUGUGGAGGCGAACAGGGUUCUGAAGAAGGUGAGGAGAACGGGAAAAAGAGCGGAGUUGUGGCCGUACGUGCCGGUGAAUGUGGUGGCGUAUCCGUACGUGGCGCAGGCCUACGACAAGAGGGCGCCGGCGGGCUUCGUCAAAAACGCCGUUCAGGCUUUGCCCAGCCCCAACGCCGUCGACGAGAAGCUCACCACUAUGUUCAGCGAUGACAAUCCCAACGGCUGUUCCGUUAUGUAAUAAAUAACUUUUUUGCCCUUCUUUCGGUUUCUUUUUUACUUUUACUUCGGUGUAAAAGUACCUUCACUUGUCACUUUUCAUUUUUUACCCUCUUAUACUUUUUCCUUUUACUCGUA